UUUCAAACAGCCAUGACUCUCCAGAACUGCUAUGCAAAUGGAAGAGCUGAAGGACGAAGUUAUAACAAGCGCAAGGGUGUAUGAGUAUGGUGUAUGAGUAUGUCGUGGGCGUAUCCGCUUUUUCUUGCUUCUGUGUUCACCAAGGUGCGUUCAUGUUACCGCGACUUUCAUGGCGGGAGACACAAGCCAGACUUCAAAUGACUAUGGGGGGUUUCUUAUACUUUGUUUGCGCGAACUCAGCAAUGGACUAAUUCAAAUCUUUUGACGGCACUCGCCCACGUCCACUUAAAGCUUACAAAGGUGAUGUG
Molecule: messenger RNA, 308 nt
Organism: Mollisia scopiformis
Lineage: Eukaryota; Fungi; Ascomycota; Leotiomycetes; Helotiales; Mollisiaceae
Exons: 1
Coding region: 81-251 (56 amino acids)
Source: RefSeq, a predicted model, not a curated record